AUGCCCAUGGAGAACGACAAUGGCCACGCUAAAAACGUCGUCCUCACCGCCGAGCAAGCGACCAAGAUUAACGAGACUGAUGGACGGUUGCCGGAGAAUCGGCCGAGCGGUGUUGUCUCAGACACCGGAAGUGGAAGCGAGAAAGGAGAGGAGGGGGUAGAGACGGCAGUGGCGGUGGCUGUAGCGGCGGAUGAGAGCGGAUCGAAUUCGGUGGGAGAGCUACCUCCCCGAUCUUCCUCCGCUAGAGUUCCGUUCACUAAUCUAAGCCAAAUGGAUGCGGAUCUUGCUCUCGCUCGCACGCUCCAAGAACAGGAGCGGGCGUAUAUGAUGCUGACCAUGAACACUGAAAUCAGUGACUAUGGGAGCUGGGAAACUGGAAGCUAUGUAUACGAUGAGGAUGAGUUCGAUGACCCCGAGAAUGAGGAUGAGGAUGACGAUGAAGACGAGUAUGAAACAGAUGAGGAUCCUCAGGUAGAUGCCCCUGAUGUACAUGCCCAUGAAGACGAUCAAGAAGAUGACGGCAGAAACUCUGAUACCGAAGAAGUUGCUAAUUCAGAUGAUGAGGCCUAUGCUAGAGCUCUUCAGGAAGCUGAUGAAAGGGAAAUGGCAGCUAGACUGUCUGCCUUAUCUGGGUUUGCAGAUCGGGUUGAAGAUCUAGAGGAUGAGGAUCACACGUCUCAGGAUGCCUGGGAUGAGAUGGAUCCUGAUGAGCUUUCAUAUGAGGAAUUGCUUGCACUUGGCGAAAUUGUGGGAACCGAGAGUAGAGGAUUGUCUGCUGAUACAAUUGCAACUUUGCCUUCAAAAAGAUAUAAAGAUGGAGACAAUCAGAACGGAACCAAUGAGUCGUGUGUUAUUUGUCGUUUAGACUAUGAGGAUAACGAUGACUUGAUACUGCUUCCAUGCAAACAUUCGUAUCACUCGGAAUGCAUAAAUAACUGGUUGAAGAUAAACAAGAUUUGCCCCGUAUGUAGCGCAGAAGUUUCAACUUCCUCCGCUGGACCAAGCUAGUGUGAGCAAAAGAGAGAUCUAGAAAGAAAAAAAAAUUAUAAGCUAAGAACUUCAAAAACCUUAGCUGUCUGUUUGUAAACUAUAAAAACAAAACCAACAUCAGAUUUCCUUUAAACAAUCUCAUAAAUUGGAAGUUACUCAAAUCUUUUUUUAAGUUCUUGUACUCGUAUUUUAUUUGAAUUGCUUUAUAUUUGGAUAAGAAAACCCACGUA
Molecule: messenger RNA, 1220 nt
Organism: Eutrema salsugineum
Lineage: Eukaryota; Viridiplantae; Streptophyta; Magnoliopsida; Brassicales; Brassicaceae
Product: E3 ubiquitin ligase BIG BROTHER-related
Exons: 7
Coding region: 1-1008 (335 amino acids)
Source: RefSeq, a predicted model, not a curated record